Molecule: messenger RNA, 1673 nt
Organism: Malania oleifera
Lineage: Eukaryota; Viridiplantae; Streptophyta; Magnoliopsida; Santalales; Ximeniaceae
Exons: 12
Coding region: 118-1464 (448 amino acids)
Source: RefSeq, a predicted model, not a curated record
AGAACGGUAAAGUAAAAAACCAAAAAGAAAGGCAAAAAGGGAAAGGGCCUCUUGCUUCUGCAUUUAGGAUUCUGCAGAGGGAGGAGGGUGGUCGCGCUGGAAGGUGUAAGGUGGAGGAUGUUGGCGUUACCAUGCAUAGCCCCCGCCACUCUUAACCUCACUCGCAGGCCUUUCAGAGCCACUGCUUCACUUCGGUCGACCUCUCAACUCUCCCCCCUUCCUCCUCCUCAUCCUCUUCCAUUUGUUCCAGAGGUUGUGGAAGCCGUGGAUGCUUUGUAUUCAGAAUUCAGAGCUGUGGAUAGUCUGGUGGCAUGCAAUACUGCCCGUGUUCUCAAAAGUUUCCAGAAUGCUCGGGUUGGAUCUCAUCACUUUGCUGGAUGCACUGGCUAUGGUCAUGAUGAACCCGGGGGACGCGAAGCACUUGAUCAAGCUUUUGCAGAAAUUUUUGGUGCUGAAUCUGCAAUAGUCCGUUCACAGUUUUUCUCUGGUACUCAUGCUAUUACUUGUGCCUUAUUUGCUUUAUUGAGGCCAGGGGAUGAGCUGUUAGCCGUUGCCGGUGCUCCUUAUGACACCUUAGAGGAAGUUAUCGGGAUUAGAGACUCAAUUGGGCUGGGUUCCUUGAAAGAUUUUGGAGUGAAAUAUCGAGAAGUUCCACUUGGCAAAGAUGGUGGACUUGAUUGGCAUGCACUUAUCAGUGCUUUGAAGCCUCAAACAAGAUGUGCUUUCAUACAAAGGUCAUGUGGCUAUUCAUGGCGUCAUAGUUUAAGUGUACAUGAGAUAGGAAAGGCAAUUGAGAUGAUCAAGAUGCAGAAUCCAAACUGCUUAGUCAUGGUGGAUAAUUGCUAUGGUGAAUUUGUGGAAACAAUGGAACCUCCAAUGGUGGGUGCAGAUUUAAUAGCAGGCAGUUUGAUAAAAAAUCCUGGUGGAACCAUUGCACCAUGUGGUGGAUAUGUUGCAGGGAAGGAGAAAUGGGUAAAAGCUGCAGCGGCUCGUCUUUCUGCACCAGGGCUUGGAAUAGAUUGCGGCUCAACCCCUGGUGAUAUUAUGCGAGCUUUUUUCCAGGGUUUAUUCCUUUCACCUCAAAUGGUUGGGGAGGCAGUCAAGGGAGGCCUUUUGAUCGCUGAAGUCAUGGCAUCAAAAGGGUAUACGGUGCAGCCACUUCCUCGAGUACUUCGUUAUGAUACUGUGCAGGCAGUGCAGCUUGGAAGUUGUGAGCGACUCAUUGCUUUCUGUGAGGCUGUACAGAGAUGUUCUCCAGUAGGUUCUUUCACCAAACCAGUUGCUGGUUCAACUCCUGGAUAUGCAUCAGAGGUGAUUUUUGCCGAUGGAACAUUCAUUGAUGGGAGUACGAGUGAGCUCUCAUGCGAUGGUCCACUUAGGAAGCCAUUUUGCGUGUUCUGCCAGGGCGGGACCCAUUGGACUCAGUGGGGACUUGUUUUAGGAGAGGUCUUGAAGUCAAUAUAGUCAGAAACUAAUUAACAGUAACAAGGAACUAGGUGUUGCAUCGUUGUUCUUCUGAUAGCAUCAUUGUUCUUUACCAGUCUCCCUGGAGUUUCAGUUGAGCUGCCGAGUUGAGAAGCAUUUGUGUAAAAUUGCCCAUUGAUGUUUAGGUGGCAGCAAUGCAAUUAAAAUUUGAUCUUAGGGUAAUGACAGGUCUGAUUAGGGAUUACUAU